This is a messenger RNA of Spinacia oleracea (spinach), 1703 nucleotides long. Its product is annotated as eukaryotic initiation factor 4A-9. The transcript is spliced from 5 exons. Gene Ontology annotation, molecular function: nucleic acid binding; ATP binding; RNA helicase activity. NCBI's taxonomy places the organism in Eukaryota, Viridiplantae, Streptophyta, Magnoliopsida, Caryophyllales, Amaranthaceae. Bases 163 to 1404 code for a protein of 413 amino acids. The record is from RefSeq and is a predicted model, not a curated record.
UUGUCGUUCCUUCUUUCAAAUAUAAAAGCAUCCCUUUUUCUCUCUCCUUCACUCUCUUCAGAUCCUGUUAGAGUUCCGCCACGACUCUAACCCUAGCUCCAUUUUACGCAUUACUCUCGCGCUUCAAUCUCGAUUUCGAUCAAUUUUCCCCCAAUUUCAAUCAUGGCAGGAGUUGCACCUGAAGGUUCCCAGUAUGACGCUCGCCAGUAUGACAGCAAAAUGAGUGAAUUGCUUUCUGAGGAAGGAGGUGAUUUCUUCACUUCAUAUGACGAGGUUUAUGAAAGCUUCGAUAAAAUGGGUUUGGCAGAGAACCUUCUUAGAGGAAUCUAUGCUUAUGGUUUCGAGAAACCUUCUGCUAUUCAACAGAGGGGAAUAGUCCCGUUCUGCAAGGGUCUUGAUGUUAUUCAGCAAGCCCAAUCUGGUACAGGAAAGACAGCUACUUUCUGCUCUGGUAUCCUCCAGCAGUUGGAUUAUGAAUUGCUGGAAUGCCAAGCUCUUGUGCUUGCUCCAACCAGAGAGCUUGCUCAACAAAUUGAGAAAGUUAUGAGGGCCCUUGGAGAUUAUUUGGGCGUUAAGGUUCAUGCUUGUGUUGGAGGAACAAGUGUGCGUGAGGAUCAAAGAAUCCUUGCUGCUGGGGUACAUGUUGUUGUUGGUACCCCUGGACGUGUCUUUGACAUGUUGCGCAGACAAUCCCUUCGCGCCAAUCAGAUUAAAAUGUUUGUUCUUGAUGAAGCUGAUGAGAUGCUUUCUAGAGGUUUCAAGGACCAGAUUUACGACAUUUUCCAGCAACUACCACCCAAGAUCCAAGUCGGAGUGUUUUCAGCAACUAUGCCCCCUGAGGCCCUUGAGAUCACCAGGAAGUUCAUGAACAAACCUGUGAGGAUUCUUGUGAAGCGUGAUGAGCUGACUCUCGAGGGUAUCAAGCAGUUCUAUGUUAAUGUUGACAAGGAAGACUGGAAGCUCGAUACACUUUGUGAUCUCUACGAAACUUUGGCGAUCACUCAAAGUGUUAUAUUCGUUAACACCAGGAGGAAGGUGGACUGGUUGACCGACCAGAUGAGAGCCCGUGAUCACACCGUUUCAGCCACCCAUGGAGACAUGGACCAGAACACUAGGGACAUCAUUAUGAGGGAGUUCCGUUCUGGUUCAUCCCGUGUCCUCAUUACAACCGAUCUUCUUGCUCGUGGUAUUGAUGUUCAGCAAGUCUCCCUUGUGAUCAACUACGAUCUUCCAACCCAACCCGAGAACUACCUCCACAGGAUUGGACGAAGUGGUCGAUUUGGAAGGAAGGGUGUUGCCAUCAACUUUGUUACCAGUGAUGAUGAUAAGAUGCUCUUUGAUAUUCAGAAGUUCUACAAUGUGACAGUGGAGGAGCUCCCUGCUAACGUUGCUGACCUUAUCUGAUGAAUUUGGUUUGUGUUUUUAGGGAAGAAGGUGUUUUGUCUGUCCAAUUAGUAAAGAUUCCAGUUGGGCAACGUGGUGUUUAUUGGAUGAUUAUUAUUUAUCAGAUGACAGAGUUUCACAGCCUAUCACUCUUUAAUUACUAUGCUUCUCUUUUUUUUCCUUUUUACCUCCUUUAUUAUGGGAACAUCUUUAACCCACGCUGUGGAUGUCCCAGCUUAAAUUUUUGUAGGAGACAAGUUUAAAUUGUACUUUUGUAUUUUAGGUUAAGAAUGAGUUUUACCUGUUGCCAUUUUUACUGA